This is a messenger RNA of Coccinella septempunctata (seven-spotted ladybird), 2157 nucleotides long. Its product is annotated as zinc finger X-chromosomal protein-like. The record is from RefSeq and is a predicted model, not a curated record. Lineage: Eukaryota; Metazoa; Arthropoda; Insecta; Coleoptera; Coccinellidae. The coding region runs from base 159 to 1661 and encodes 500 amino acids. Gene Ontology annotation, biological process: regulation of gene expression. Gene Ontology annotation, cellular component: nucleus. The transcript has 5 exons.
AAUAUUUUAUAUUUCUAUGGAUACAGCUGUCACUUCUGACAACAAUUUAUAACCUGUCGAAAAAAAAAAAUAUUUCCCAGUCGCACUAAUCGUAGGUACAAGCAAAUAAUAGUGGGCUAGUGGAGAAUGAUCCAAUUUUAAUUUUAAAUAGAGCCAAGAUGAAAGAAGUUGACGACCGCUCAUCAAUAGAACUGAAAAAACUAGAAAAUAAUCCCGAAAUAGAAAUUUUACCUGUAAAUUUUAUCCCUUUGAAAGAAACUAAUGAAGAAUUAGAUAAUUCGGACAUUUCCUAUCCUGGAGUAGAAAUAGCUGAAAUUUAUAACCGAACAGCAGAACCCUCAGAUACAACCAACCUGGAGUUGAAAAAUGAAAAUAUUGAUAUUGAAAAUGAAGGGUUGUGUUACGAUAUCAAAACAGAAAAUGAGUGUAUUCAAGCACUGGAAAAUAGAGUCGAUAGCAUUAAUACACCAGUGAAUGCUAAUAUGAAAAAAUAUAAUGAAAAUUAUAUGGUGGAUAAACCUUUGGAAGGCGCAGUUGAUUCUGGAGACAAUGAAUUUCAUUGCCAAUUCUGUAAUCAGUCUUUUGGUAAAAAAUAUCUUUUGAAGAAACAUCUGGAAGCAGUGCAUUUCAAAAUGAAACCAUUCAAGUGUGAUAAGUGUGACUUCAGAGCCCUACAUAAUUGUAGUCUACAACACCACAUAAGUGCAGUACACCUAAAAAUAAAACAUAAAUGUGACUUGUGCGACUACACAACUACAUGGAAAUCUCAAUUACAGACUCAUUUACAUUUUGUCCACUCCAAAACGAAAACAUAUCCAUGUUAUCUGUGUGAUCACAUCUUUCCUCGGAAGUACGCCCUCCAGCAUCAUGUCAAGACUGUCCACUCUAAAAUAAGGGAUCAUAACUGUCAUUUGUGUGAGUAUAGUGCUGCAGAUAGAUGCACACUAGAUAAUCACAUUCGUGCAGUCCAUCUAAAAAUAAAACAUAAAUGUGACUUUUGCGACUACAGUAGUGGAUGGCCUUCCCAACUGCGAAACCACAUUAAUACAACUCAUUCAAACCAAGCCAGCAAAUGUACUUUCUGUGACCGAAAGUUCACCAGGGCCUAUGCAAUGAAACAACAUAUAAGGGCAGUGCAUUCUAAGAUAAAGAAUCAUUCCUGCCAUCUUUGUGAGUAUACCUCAGCACAAAGCUCCAACUUGAAGGCUCACAUUGAAGCAGUACACUUUAAGCAUAAGCCGUUUGAAUGUGAGUUUUGUGGCCAUAAUUUCAAUCAGAGAAGUUCGCUCAGGAAACAUAUAGAGUGUGUUCAUUUAAGAGCUAAAAAGUUCAAGUGUGAAUUCUGUGAUUACAAAACAUCAGCUAGCGGUUACCUAAAAGCUCAUAUUGAUGCAGUUCAUAAAAAUGUGAGAAAAUAUAAGUGUGAUUUAUGCGGAAAGGGCUUCUCUCAAACUGCUCAUAGGAAGUUGCACAUGGCCAGAUUUCAUGCUGAUAUCCUUGAUGAAGAUGAUGUUGAAGAAGAUAAUGAUGAGUAUGAAGAUGAUGAAGAAGAGGAAAACUUACAAUAUGAAGAUGACAAACAAGAGGAAAACUUACAGGAUGAUGUUGAAAUCAAAAUAGAAGAACCAGAAUUAGUAACUGAAGAAUCAUUGAAUGAAUAGAUCGAUUAUUCUGUCAAUAAUGCUUGAUGAAUUCAGAUUUUUAAAAUGGGACAAUUUUGCACUGUAGACAAGGUUAGUGGAAAAUUGAAUUGAAAUUGCAUUUGGCAUGUGGAUUUUUUAGAUAAAACAUCAGAUAAUGUAGUAAUUGAAUAGGCAAUUGCCUAUUCACUAAUUGAAAACUUACAUAAAAUUGCAUAUAUAAAUCAUUUGUUUUUGAUGGAAAUCUAAUUAUCACUCCUCCUUUCAAGUCUGUAUUGACUAUUGAACAUUUUUGUUCUGAAGGAUAAUGGGAAGGAAAGGAUAAAAACUGACAUAACGAAUAAAUAUUUAUAUGGGUUUGAAAAAACAAGAACAAAUAUGUCUCCACUUGGCGCCAAACACAAGUUUCUGUGUGCAUUCACAUUUCAAGGAAAAGGCAUGCAGGUUUUAUGAAUUCAAGGGUGUUUUUACUUUUUGGAAUACAAUAUGCAGUGCAAUGCAACAUCUUUCAAUUAUU